This is a messenger RNA of Brettanomyces bruxellensis, 1695 nucleotides long. RefSeq lists its product as uncharacterized. The record is from RefSeq and is a predicted model, not a curated record. The transcript has a single exon. Bases 1 to 1695 code for a protein of 564 amino acids. Lineage: Eukaryota; Fungi; Ascomycota; Pichiomycetes; Pichiales; Pichiaceae. Gene Ontology annotation, molecular function: RNA helicase activity; ATP binding; nucleic acid binding. Gene Ontology annotation, cellular component: nucleolus.
AUGGCUGUUCAGGUUGCAAAAGAUUACGUGGAUGAGGAUGUCAGCUUUGAGUCGCUCCAUUUGGAUCCACGGCUCAUUCAGGCAAUCAACAAACUUGGAUAUGAGCAUCCUACUUUAGUGCAGACCCAAUCGAUAAAGCUUUCGUUGGAAGACAAGAAGGACAUUAUUGCAAGAGCAUCGACGGGUUCCGGAAAAACUGCUGCCUACUGCAUUCCAAUUAUACAGUCAAUUCUUACAGAUAGGGAAGGAAGUAGAAGUUCAGAGCAUCAUACCAAAGCAAUAAUCCUGGUUCCCACAAAGGAAUUGUCAAAGCAGGUGAGCGAUUUCCUAAAUGAUCUAUGUGUGUUUUGCAGCAAGGAAGUGAGGCUUUUAAAUGCAACAGAGUCUCUUGGGGAUGAUCUUUUGAGCUCACUUGUGGAUGAGCAUCCAGAGAUUAUAAUUUCAACACCGUCUAAACUUGUGAGCAUAUUUGAAAAUCACAAGAACCUCACGUUUGCGGACUUAAAGUACUUUGUGAUCGACGAGGUGGAUUUGGUGGUAAGCUAUGGCUAUAAUGAUGACUUGGAGAAGCUUUCAGAUCAGUACUUAAACAUGAAGCAGGGUGUCCAGGUGUUUAUGAUGAGUGCAACUUUGAACGAAGACGUGGAUGCUUUGAAGAAGAGGUUUUGCACCAAGCCAGCAGUUCUAAGAUUGCAAGAUGUGAGUGAGGAUAACAAGGACCUUAGGCAAUACUAUAUCAAGACCGGGGAGUUGGACAAGUUCCUCCUCAUCUACGUGAUUCUAAAGUUGAAUCUUAUUAAGGGAAAGAUCCUCAUAUUUGUUAAUGAUCUGGACAGAGGAUACAGGCUAAAGCUUUACCUACAGAAUUUCGGAAUCAGGAGUUGUAUAUUGAACUCGGAGCUUCCCCUCAACUCUCGUCUGCAUAUCGUUGAGCAGUUCAAUAAGAACGUCUACCAUCUUUUAAUAGCGACCGACGAGUCGAAUGAGCAGGAUGCAGAAGAUAAGGAUGAAAAGAAGAGUUCCAAGAGUUCCAAGAAAGCGGACUACGGAGUUUCUCGUGGUGUGGACUUUAAGAAUGUGGCAUGCGUUUUGAACUUUGAUUUGCCAACUUCCUCAAGAGCAUACAUUCAUAGAGUGGGACGUACGGCAAGGGCUGGAAAGUCUGGAAUUUCGCUUUCAUUUGUUGUCGAUGCAAAGGAAUGGGGAAAGCACAGAGCAUCAAGUCUCGCAACGGCCAGAAAAGAUGAAAAGGUGAUGGAAAGAAUUAGAAGAGCCCAGACAAAGCUUGGAUAUGAACUCGAGCCUUACCAGUUCGACAAAGCGCAGUUGGACAAUUUUAGAUACAGAAUGGAGGAUUCUUUCAGGUCCAUUACAAGGGCAGCGAUCCGGGAGGCCCGCUUGAGGGAAAUCAAGAUGGAGUUGAUCACAUCUGAGAAGUUGAAGAGGCAUUUUGAGGAAAAUCCGGAAGACCUAGCUACAUUGAGGCAUGACAAGGCAGUUUCGAAAGUGAGGAGUGAUCAGAACUUGAAAGACGUUCCAGACUAUCUUCUUCCAAAGGUGGCCAGGAAGAACCCAUCACAGGUUGGAUUUGUGCCAUUUAACAGGUCUAAUGGAAGGAAACGGAGAAGAGGCGGACGCAAUGGAAAAGAUUGGAAGAAGAGGAAGGUGGACCCAUUGAAGAAGUUCAGGAAGUAG